This is a messenger RNA of Parasteatoda tepidariorum (common house spider), 2603 nucleotides long. It is a transcript of the gene Adss, whose product is annotated as adenylosuccinate synthetase. The record is from RefSeq and is a predicted model, not a curated record. Gene Ontology annotation, biological process: 'de novo' AMP biosynthetic process; IMP metabolic process. Lineage: Eukaryota; Metazoa; Arthropoda; Arachnida; Araneae; Theridiidae. Gene Ontology annotation, molecular function: GTP binding; adenylosuccinate synthase activity. Gene Ontology annotation, cellular component: cytoplasm.
AAUAGGUGGAGCUUAUAUUUUUUCUAAGCGAAUCAGAGACACUAUACAGAUUGCGCUCUAAUGCAAAGGUCGUUUUCGAGGUGAAACAAUUUCUGAGUUCUAUUACAAACUUUAAAAUUUUUAAAAGGUAUGAGCACUAAUGGUCAUUCACAUUUCAAAAAAUUAAAAUCGGAUAUGCCUGCGAAAGUUGCUGUCGUUUUGGGAGCCCAGUGGGGUGACGAAGGAAAAGGGAAGGUUGUGGACAUGCUUGCAUGUGAUGCCGAUAUCGUCUGCAGGUGUCAGGGUGGCAACAAUGCUGGCCAUACUGUAGUUGUUGAAGGUAAAGAAUAUGAUCUACAUAUACUACCAAGUGGAAUUAUCAACAAAAAUUGUGUCUCCAUCAUUGGAAAUGGUGUUGUUAUAAAUUUGCCACAAUUUUUUGAAGAAAUAAAGAAAAAUGAGGACAAAGGCUUAGAUAGUUGUAAAGGCAGAGUGUUCAUUUCUAAUAGAGCUCAUAUUGUUUUUGAUUUUCAUCAAACAGUUGAUGGCCUUCAAGAGCAAGAAAAGGGAAACAAAAGCUUGGGAACUACAAAAAAAGGCAUUGGACCUACCUAUUCUUGCAAAGCCAAUCGUAGUGGAAUCCGUUUAGCUGAUUUGCUGGGAGAUUUUUCUGUUUUUGAAGAAAGAUUUAGGCAGCUUUUAAAGUCUUAUAUGCUACAACAUCCCAGUUUAAAUGUGAACAUUGAUCAAGAAGUCAAAAAAUAUAAAGACUAUGCCACAGCUAUGGCCCCUUUUGUGAUGGAUACCGUUUCAUAUCUACAUCAUGCUAUUGCUAGCGGAAAAUCAGUUGUAGUCGAAGGAGCUAAUGCUGCACUUUUAGAUAUUGAUUUUGGUACUUAUCCUUAUGUUACCUCCUCUAAUUGCACUGUUGGUGGAGCUUGUACUGGAUUAGGGAUCCCACCUACAGUCAUUGGUGAAAUUUAUGGUGUUGUCAAAGCAUACCAAACAAGAGUGGGUGAUGGACCUUUCCCAACUGAAUUAUUCGAUGAACUUGGUGAAGAGCUUCAAACCAGAGGUGCAGAAAUAGGUGUAACUACAAAGCGUAAGAGAAGAUGCGGAUGGUUAGAUGCUGUGCUUCUACGUUACUCUAAUAUGAUCAAUGGCUACACGGCGGUUGCUGUUACAAAAUUGGACAUUUUGGAUACUUUCAAGGAAAUAAAAAUUGGUGUUGCAUAUCAUUUAAAUGGAAAAAGAUUACUAGCACCUCCAGCUUGUGCUUCUGAAUUGCAAAAGGUGGAAGUGGAAUACAUCACUAUUCCUGGUUGGAAUUCUAGUACUGAGAAAGUUAGAAGUUUUUCAGAGCUUCCAAAAAAUGCCCAAAAAUACAUAUCCACAAUAGAAGAAUUAGCUGAAGUUAAAGUGAAGUGGAUAGGAGUCGGCAAAGAUAGAUCAUCCAUGAUUGAAGUAUUUUGAAAUUAUAUUUGCAUAUAACUGUCAGAAUUAUUACUAUGACCUCUGUCCUUAAGAUGGUUUUACAUGUGAUUUCAAUUCCUUCUGAAGAUCAAAAAAAGAGUCGCAAGAUUUAAGAUUUUUGUCUCAAAAUAUGGCAUUGAUUUUUUUUAAAAAAGAGAUUUGAAAUUUUGUUUGAUCUUUGCAUUUUAUCUUAUUUUUAAUUUUCUUUAGAAAAGGAUUUCAAGUAUUUUUAUCAUUGCAUUUUUGUUUGUAUUGUAUCUCUGCCAUUUGCUGUCUUAUAAGUAUUACUAAAUAAACCUUUCUUUUUCAUUUAAGAAUAAAAAAAGCUGAUAGGUAUUCUAAAAAAAAUGUAACAUUUGUUUGUUUUUUUAUUAUUAGAAAAGCAAUUCAAAAUUAUAGGUUUUACGAAAUAUUUAAAAUCUGUUUAAUUGCAUAUAAAUUUACUUUUUUUAAUAGGGGAAAAAAUAACUUUAUUUUAGAGUUUAUUUCAACUUAUUCUUGAUCAAAUUAAGUGUUUUUUAAAUAUGCUUAAAAUUUUUUUGAACAAAUUAUAAAAGGCUAGUAUGUGAACUGAAUAUGAAAAGUUUGUUAAACUCUAUUGUAAAUUGUACCAUCGUCGAUUUUCAAAAUGCUAUAUUCAGAAUUAUCUUAAGCAUUAUUUGGUUUUACUUUCAGUAUUUUUACAAAUUUUUUAUAUAAGUCUUGAAUGUGCUUAACGCUGAAUGAUUUUAUUAAAUAGUACUUAGUUAUAAAAUUAAAUUAUUUUUCAGAAAUUUAACUUUAUUAUAUUUGCUAAAUGUACCCGUCCAUAAAGUGCAUCUUCACAAGCUUAAAGAUCUUUUAAUGCUUCAUAUUCAGUCAUUUGCUUGCUUUCAGUGGAAGCAAAACUAAUAAUAAGAGUUAUAGUUUGUAACUUCAAGAUUGUUAGUUAAUAUCUAAGCCAUAUUGCAGAAAUUUCUUUGUAAAUUUUGAUUUUUACUAAAAGUUAUAUUUUUGUACUUAUGUUUAAAUAUUGAAAAUGUAACAACUUUGAAAAAGUAUUCUAAGAAUGCACACUGUUGGUUGUUCAGUUUUAAAGUAAUUUUUAGCUCUUCAUUGAAUUUUACAUUGUUAAAAAAAUUUUGGAAAAUAAAGUUUACAAAUUUUGUUCA